GCAGUCCUUCCUGGUCAACCUCUACAAGUUCAUGAAGGAGCGCGACACGCCAAUCGAGAGGGUGCCUCACCUCGGCUUCAAGCAGAUUAACCUGUUUAAGAUCUACAAAGUUGUGGAGAAGCUUGGCGCUUACGAACUGGUAAGGAAAAGCAUGCUUCCGCUCCUUCAAAGUGGGGCUGAGAAAUUCUGAAAACAUUUCGUAAGUUCAGUUUCCCUUCUGGGGAAUGGGAAGAAUAUUGCAGUAGAGCUGCUGCCACUGUGAGUGGCACUAGGCAGAAUAAAAAAUUAGAGCAGGGAAGUGUUUGCUUCCCUCACCCCAGGAAUGUCCUGAGAAUCCCUAAUAAUGAUCGUGUGGGGAGCCAGUAUGCCUAGUGGUUAGAGCACAGAACCUGGGUCUCCUGAGUCCCAGUCCAUGCCCUCGCUCAAGGAUGUCCUCACACAAGGCAUUUCCAGUGCAAAUGCUGUACUCUUUUUGGUGCCCGCUGAAAACCUUUUUCUUUGCACAGGAACUUUAAAACCCUUUAUAUUUAUAGCUGUGAUUUUCCCAUGCAUUUUUAGCUUGAUGUGACAGUUUUGUGUUUCUCAAUAAUAUUUUCUGGCAGCCAGAUCCUUCUUCUGGUACCUCAUUAUAUCGCAUGGGUUUUUAGGUUGUUUGAUGUUUCUUUCCUGGAAACCCUUUUGGGGGAGGAAGGUGCACUUUUAAAAAGUCCAAAUGCAGAAGUAAAGGUGGACCUGCAGCCCUCCUGUACCAGCUUGUGAAACCCCCAGCAUUCCCCAGAUUCCAUGGAUGCCUGGGGCAUGCUGGGAAUUUUAGUCCAGGAGGGGCUCAGGUUGAAAAAGGCUGACCUAUACUUGCUUUGCUUGCUGUCUGCGGCGUGGACUUGGAGUUUGUACAUCAGCACAGGUGAUCCUGCAGGUAGCAGACGGAACCUGGGCUCAGGGAGAGGUGUUUUUCAGAGUGGCAGCUGCACAUUCUCCAUCCCUUUGUCAGUCCAAGUGGCUCUUUCCCCGAAAUGCUAAAAAAAAGAGUAUUUUCCCCGGCUGAUGCAGCUCACCUCACUGUGUUCCCCCAAGAGCGAGGUGAAGAUGUGCCCUGCACCCCACACUGAUGGGGACGGUGGGUAUGCCAAGUAGCGAGACUCACGGUGCUGGCCAAAGGGGGCUGCGGGGGGAACUCCCUGAAGCCCAGGACGGGAGGUGCGAGAGGGAGCAGAUUGCAAUACGAAUAUGGCGAUUAUAUUUUAGGAAGUGACUCAACAGCCCCUGACAAAGGAAAUUCUGUUUUUCUGGCUGUCUCAAGGGGGGCUCUCUGGAGCUGAUUUCCUUCGAUUGGCUCCCCUUGGGCUGGGGCAGCAUUGCAGGCCCCUCCUGCAGACCCUUCCAGGGAGACACGAGCUGCCUGUGCGCAGAAGUCAGCAACAGAUGGGCUGGUUCUGUGACCUAAGCGGGCAUCGGCGGGGAGGGUCCAGGACCCCCCUUUCUUUGGAGGCCUUUGCUCUCCAUCAGCAUCACUUGGCAGCUUGUGGGGGCAGGUGGUUCCAGUGGCAAACCCCACACGAGACCGGAGGUGUGAUCGGAGCAUUGCAGCUGCUCUUGACUGCAAGAUCCCGAAUUCUGUUUCAGAACUGUUUUCCUCCUGAUGCAGCGUGUGACCAGCCAAGAGUGGGGCCAGUUCUUUUCUGCAACCCUUAUGGUUGCCAGAGAAGAAUCGGCCCCACUUAUGCUGAACACCAAGCCCAUGGACCAAUUCUGGCUUUCCGGGGGUCCCCCAAAGGGCCGCACCCCUUUCCCCACUGCAUGCCUUGGGGGUCAGUCCACAGAAUUCCCAGGCAGCGCUAGAACUGGGACUGGCAGAAGAUCGUGGCCCGCCUUAUGGGGCAGCUCCAGGGCUGCAAGCGAUGCUCCAGGCCUCCACCUUUGGAUUUUUCCUCUCCUUGCCUCCUUCCUCCGAUCAGGAGCAUCACCGCUGCUUCUCAAAGGACUGGGAUGCUUGCAUGCUCUGUCCCGGUUCACCUCCAAUGUGCUUCUCCUGCAUUUCUCUCUGCAGGUCACGGGAAGACGUCUCUGGAAGAACGUGUAUGACAUGCUGGGAGGCAGUCCAGGCAGCACCAGCGCCGCUACCUGCACCCGGAGACACUACGAGAGGUUGGUCCUUCCGUACGUGCGGCACCUGAAAGGCGAGGAUGAUAAGCCCUUGCCCCCCGUCAAGCCCCGGAAGCCGUACAAGGUGUCCAAGGAGCCAAAGGGGGACCAGGCGGGCGGCUCUGGGGAGAGGAAGCGAGCCAAGAAGGAGAGGAGCAGAGAGCAGGGCCUGCCAGAGAAGACCAGGGCCGAUCCCAGCGUGACCCCCAAGCCUGCCAACGGUGAGGAGCAGGACCUGCCCCAGGAUCACGUGGAGGGCGGCCUCCCGCUUACAAGCAGCCGGGAGCCUCCCGAGAGCCAGGCCCGGGAGGGCUGCCACGGCGCCUGCGGGGCCCACGGCUGCUCCGAGACCUACAAGCAGCUCUUCUCCGGCUUCUACUUCAAGGGCAACCACGGCAUCAUGUCCCCGCUGGCCAAGAAGAAGCUGCUGGCCCAGGUCAGCAAGGACGAGUCCUUCUAUUCCCAUGGGAAGCACCUCGGCCACUGCCUGGAGCACAAGGAGGGCCGUGUCCGCGAGAGCCCUGGCUCAGACGUGGAGACCCAGCCUCAGGCCCCCUCGGCUGGCCAGCACCCGCAGGAGCGGCGGACGCCCGGGCUGGAGGUGGCUGGCUGCAGGGGCCCUCCCGGUGCUCCCCAGGCCACAAAGGCGAACGGAGGCACUCAGAAGGUGCUUCCGAGCCUCCGGGAUGGCCCAGCAGACAGCAGAGGCCCUGGGGGCCACCCGCCCACGGGACCGCUCAUCUUCAGGGGCUACUUCCACACGUCUGGAGGCAGCGCCGUGCACCCGCAAAGCGGCCUCCCUCUCCGGGGACCGCUGGAGUACUACCCUGGCUUCAAGGACUUCCCGGAGUCGUCCUCUGCCUACCCUCCGCCCGGGAAGGACGUGCUCCUGGGCAGCCUGUCUCAGAAGAGGCAGGAUGCCCCAGAGGACCAGCCCGAGGACCUCCGCCAGAAGUCGCGCCGGCCGCUGCCCUGCUGGGGAGGGGACGGCCCACAGGCCGCGGCCUUCCAGCUCAGCAGCCCUGGCGAGAAACGAGGCCCGUCCCCCUUUGCCCACGCCAAGCCCUCCUGGGCGCCCACCGCAGCCCCCCUGGUGCGGGGUGGCCCACAGGCGCUGAAGAACGGCGCAGCGCCCCUUGCCCCGGGCCAGGCCGCUGGCGCCGCGCAGAAGAAGCGGCCACUGGAGGAGGACCACUUCCCGCCCCCCAGGAAGCUCAAGGCCGUGGCCCCCUUCGCCAAGGAGGCGGAGCCAGGCAGCCCGCUGGAGCCCGGCCCCUCCCCGGGUGGGCAGGUGGGCCUGGCCAAGCCAAAGGCCGCGGUGCCGGGCUCCAGCUACCCGGUGGCCCCCAUGCCCCAGGUGCAGGACGCAUACAAAGGGACGAUGCUGCGGCUGCCCGUGAGCUCGGCCGGCCCGGCGGAGCACCUGAAGGGACGGUCGCCCCCACUGAUCCCGCCCCUGUGCAUCAGUCCGCUCGUUCUCCCCGCCUUCCCGACCCCUUUGCUGACUGCCUCCAUCCAGCCCUCCGACCUCUGCCAGCCGCUGGGCACCUCCCUGGCCCCCUACCCCGCCGCCUAUGACAGUGCCCUCCGCCACCGGCUGUACCGGUUCUCCACGUGGCACAGCCAGCCCGCCUACGCCUCCACCCACGUGCCCGCUUUCCACCGGAACACCAAGCUGUAGCCGCGCUCCGUGGCCUCCAGAGACACGCACCGCCUGGGCCGCCCGCGCGUGCUGCACGCCGGGUUCGCCGCCCUCUUCCAGGCUUGCUUUCUUGAGAAGCGGCCAGGUGCCACGGCCAGGACCAUGCGAUCUCUUUCCUCACUCUUGAACUUUGAACUGUCUUUGUAUCUGGUAUGAUAUGCAAAGGACUUGUGCUUAGAAACAAAGCAAAACUCUGUAGGGAACAAGGUUGAUACAAGCAGAGGUUUAUAUCCGCGGGAGGCCUGGACCCAGGUCAGUGCCAGUUUGUCUGUACUUUCUGGAGGAACUGAAGCUGCUGGUAGGAGCACGGUGGGGUUAGGGAGGGUUCCAGAUGUGUGAACGGAUCCCAUCAGCCUCAGCUAGUUUGUUGGCCUGCAAAGAGUGUGGUGCACAUGAGCCCUUUCCCAGCCGGCCGGCAGAUGCAGAAGGAAAACAAGCCCGUCUGGGAGUUUGAUCUGGGAGUGAUUUGAGCUGAGGUUCUGCACUGAUUCCCUGUGAGGAGCAGGCAGAAGAGGCUGUGCCUCCUUCCACAAGGGCAUUUAAGGGUUGCUGAAUUGUUCCAGGUUGCAUCCUGUACUGUAAAACUUCACUGCCAUUCCAGGCUUCUUGUCCUUAUCGUAAACUCACUGAGGUCUGCCUCCUUGCCCAGUUCCGUAGCUCAUGGAAGAGGAGGAAGAGGAUGCAUCUGGAGCCGGUGGGCAUCCCUCCUCCUCCUCAUUCCCCUGCAGAAGACUCAAGGAACCUUGCUUGUGUCGGGGCCAGGGCGCUCCUUCCAGGUAUCCAUCGCCAGGGUGCGUCUCUGCUUCCCGGUCCCCCAGAGUUCAGCCACAGGCACCUGGCAUGUUUCUCCUGCCCAGGUGGCUUAUUCCUGAAGGGUAUCGGAGGAGUCUCCCUCCGGCCACCUGCUUCGCCUUGAUUGCAGGUCUUCCGCAGCCCUUGACUGGAAUCGGCGCCCCUGCUCCAUCCCAAGCAGAGAACUCCCAGGUAGGGGAGGAUCAGCCAGGCUCCUCUCUGGGCCCCUCGGUGCUCUGGGGAUGAGUGAGGGAACAGUCAAGCUGUGCAUGGAGUACCAGGGCACCCAGCGGUGGGCGCUGGAGGCUGGGUCAAAGCCCCGGACUGGGAUGGGGACACAAGCCUUUCUGAUGCUUAGGGACGAGGUGGUAUUUAAAGGUGCUUAAACUUUAAAUACUUGCAAGGAAUUGAGCCCAGCCUUGGAGCUGUGGCAGGCGUUGCUGACUCCUGAGUAGACCCUGUAACUCCCAUGGCCGCACAAUUGCGCCAGUGGCAGUAAUGUUAAGCUGACACUCUUGUGGAAACCAUUUCCGCAAAGAUUGCUGCGCUGAGCUUUCUGCACAAGAGACUUUUAACCUGCCGUUUUGUUGAGGUUUUCACUUAGUGGGAUUAAGACUGACUGCUUUAUACAUUCAGGGGUUUUCCUUUUCUACCUUUUUAUAUGUUCUGUUGUACAACCACAAGGUGGCGUUGCAGGUUAGCAGAAUUGCAAAAAUAGGUGAUGUUGUCAUAGUGUGAUUUCCAGAUAAUAUAGUCUAAUUUAAAAAAAAAAAAAAUCCAUGGAAAUGGUUGCAUAGCUCAGGAGAGGCCCUGGAUUAUGAAAAGACUGUGUGAAGCAACCAGCAGGGCAGAAUCUCAAGUGCAGAAUAAAUGCCUCAUGUGGGGAAGACCUUGGCUUGUAGCAGCAGCUUGACGAGAGGAAGACAGAACAAAUCUAUUUUCCCGACAUCGCGUAGAUGCCUCUGCCCUCAGACGCACGAAGUAUUAACCUCAGGUGGGCAACUUUCUCUGCAGGUGCUGAGGGGAAGUUGGAGGUGGGAAAGGACUUAAGCUUUUUUCUCAGAGGGCAUCGGAUUGCAAAAGUAUGAUGGGUGAUUUCAGUUCCUUCCAAUGUUGCAAUUUAUGUCUCACCCUACCCUUGGUGCGUGUAUAAUCUGGCCAUUUGAGGUUACCCCUUCUUGCUUCUGAUGGCGACAGCAGUGCCCAGAAAAGCUCAUGUGUGAGCCAUGAAAUGUCCACGGGGUUUUCUGCAACUCAGCAAGAGCAUAAGCAACCCGUCCCGGUGGAUUGCACCAGUUUGCACAGGCCGCCUGAGUUCAGUUCCGAUUCGGGUUGAGCAUCGCUGGGCAGCACUGGCUUGCUCAGAUGCGGAGCCUCGGCCUGCUUACCCCACAUGGGGCUGCAGCUUUCCUGGAAAUCAAGGUGACUUUCCCAGCUUAGCUUCUGAUGAGGCUUUGAAGUUGAAACAGUAAGUACCAAACUCAGCAAAGCUCGUUCAAGCAGUGGAAGCCUCCCAUUUGCACUUCAGUUGAAUUUAUUGUGCCAUAUUCAGGAAUAAAUUUUCAAAUAAUAGGCAUUGACAACCAGGGCUGUGCAUUUUCUAUUUCUGGGCACAUUAUGGUUGACCAGUACAGGGUACGGAAUUCAACAUACCCAGCAUUGAGCUUUCACUGGAAAUUAAAACCUGGUUUAUAAAAUAAACGAAGAGAACCAAA
Varanus komodoensis (Komodo dragon) is the source of this 6351-nucleotide messenger RNA. RefSeq names its product AT-rich interaction domain 5A (gene ARID5A). The transcript has 4 exons. Lineage: Eukaryota; Metazoa; Chordata; Lepidosauria; Squamata; Varanidae. The record is from RefSeq and is a predicted model, not a curated record. Gene Ontology annotation, cellular component: nucleus. Bases 1640 to 3823 code for a protein of 727 amino acids. Gene Ontology annotation, biological process: regulation of transcription by RNA polymerase II. Gene Ontology annotation, molecular function: transcription cis-regulatory region binding.